AUUUUUUCUCCUAAAUUUAUCUUCACUUUCUUCUUAUUAUGUUCAAUGGUUUUUCUCAAAAAUCAAAUUAAACAACAUCAUAUCCCUUUAGCUCACCCAAUUGAUUGUUUGGAGUUUCGUGUUAAAGAUGAUGAUAUUUUUGGUGCUCGAGUUAUGGGUAAAGCUACUAUUUCUGCAAAGAAAAUUAUCCAUGGUGAGGUUAUUUUCGGCUGGUUUUUCGUUAUCAAUACUUCAGGAUCUAUUCCGAGUGGAAUAUGUUACCGGGAUAGCACAACAAGAUAGUGAAAGUUUGAACUGUGGUGUAUUUGUAGCUGUUUAUGCUGAGUACCUGAGCGAGGGAUUAGGCAUUCCAUCAUCGGGUAUUAAUGCUCAAUACCAUCACAUGAGAUAUGCCACUCUUUUGUGCAAGUAUGGCUCUGUAAAGGCGGAGAAAGAAUACUUUAGUGAGAAUGACGAUCCACCAAGGCCAAGGAGUAGCUUCACACAAAAAGAAAAAAUUUGUGCUUUGCAUAUUGAGUAAUUGUUUACUUGUUGGUUAGUUGACUGUUAUAUAGUUUGAUGAUGUUAGUACAUGUUAUUAUUUUUUUUAGAUGUUUUUCAACAUCAUGGAUUCUACCUUAUCACCAAUGAAUAUGACUAU
Messenger RNA from Capsicum annuum, 640 nucleotides. RefSeq lists its product as uncharacterized. NCBI's taxonomy places the organism in Eukaryota, Viridiplantae, Streptophyta, Magnoliopsida, Solanales, Solanaceae. The coding region runs from base 128 to 520 and encodes 130 amino acids. The transcript is spliced from 3 exons. The record is from RefSeq and is a predicted model, not a curated record.